Messenger RNA from Cyprinus carpio (common carp), 3024 nucleotides. RefSeq names its product 3'(2'), 5'-bisphosphate nucleotidase 2 (gene bpnt2). Gene Ontology annotation, molecular function: 3'-nucleotidase activity. The record is from RefSeq and is a predicted model, not a curated record. Gene Ontology annotation, cellular component: endomembrane system. The coding region runs from base 346 to 1371 and encodes 341 amino acids. Lineage: Eukaryota; Metazoa; Chordata; Actinopteri; Cypriniformes; Cyprinidae. Gene Ontology annotation, biological process: phosphatidylinositol phosphate biosynthetic process. The transcript is spliced from 5 exons.
ACCAGGAAGUAAAACGGAGUGCCUUGGUUGACACAACGGUGGACGUGGAAUGCAUACAGUAUUACUCGCUGUUACAGCCAUGGAUCUGUCACUGUGAGAAAGCAGAUAUUUGUACUAAAACUGGGGAAUAUAUUCUACAUCAAUGAAGGAAGCUUUCGCUUGACCUAAUCUGGACUUCGCCAGUGAAGGAAAUAAGUAACACUUGAUUAACUCACACGCUUUUCUAAUCGUUUGCGUUAUAUUUGCGUUCAAAUAACGUGCAAAUGAUCACCAAAGUUGAACACGUCUAAUUUAGCUGUUGCCGUUCUCGUAUUCAUCGGCUUUGUUCGCACUUCCGCCUUUGUUAUGGCUCCGAUGGGCAUCCGGUUGUCCCCGCUCGGCAUAGCCGUGUUCUGCUUACUAGGAGUCGGUGUGAUCUAUCACCUUUACGCGGGAGUUUUAUCUAGUAGAAUCGCCUCGUUCAGACAGAAGAGGACUGUGGAUCUGAGAGAGCUGCUCGCGCUCUCCAUGGAGGCUGCGGUGCAGGGCGGACGGGAGGUGAAGAGGAUCAGGGAGGACAACACACUAGAGGAAAAGUCAAAGGGCAAAACAAAAGAAGGGGCCAGUGAAAAGCUCACGCUGGGUGAUCUGAACUCGCACCGCAAGAUGUUCUACCUGAUCAAGAACACCUACCCUAAUAUACAGGUGAACUCAGAAGAACAUGCUAAUGCCGAGGGUGAGGCCACUGUGUGGACACGCAUCAUCCCUGAAGAAAUUCUGGCAAAGAUCUCAGGAGGGAAGGAGGUUCCUGCAGAAAGGAUCACAGUGUGGAUUGAUCCACUGGACGCCACUCAGGAAUACACAGAAAAUCUCCAGAAGUAUGUCACCACUAUGGUGUGUGUGGCUGUGGACGGGGAUCCUGUUAUAGGUGUGAUUCACAAACCCUUCACUGGGUACACAGCAUGGGGUUUUGUUGGAGAGGGAUCCAAUGUGGUACCUCGUGCUUCCUACAACACAAACUUUCCUAAGGUGAUUGUUUCACGCUCACACUCAGGCAAGGUGAAGAGCUUCGUUCAGGUGGCCUUUGGCAACAAUACAGAAAUUAUACCAGCAGGGGGGGUAGGAUAUAAGGUACUAGCUCUUCUAGACCCCACUGAUGAGGAACAAGAUACAGCCGAUAUUUACAUCCAUGUGACGUACAUCAAAAAAUGGGAUAUCUGUGCGGGUGAUGCCAUCUUGAGGUCUCUUGGUGGUCAAAUGACAACUCUCAAAGGAGAGCAGAUUGAUUACUCUGGGACAGAGGGAAACAAGGGUGGCCUGCUGGCAAGCAUUAAAACUGACCACGAGGCAUUGGUGAAAAGACUUCCACCAUGGGAAGAGAACAAACAAUAAUAAAUCGCUGCCCGGUCCUGUCCCUAACACUCUUAUUUUCUUCGGUAACACAGUUGUGUAGACAUAUGAGAGAAUAAAGAAAAACUUAUGACAUGUGGCAACUGAUCCAACGUCAGUGAAAAGUGUAAUUAUACCUGAAUGAGUCUGAAAACUGUUACAGGUUAUAAACAAAGGGAGUGUGCCUUUGGCUUGUAUGGUUCAUUAGCUAUGUAUUUUGUGACACAUUUAAAGAAUAUUUAAGUGGAAAUUAAGUAAAAGUGCAGCAUCAAAUCAUGAGGUCACCUUUAUUGUAAUCAUUAAAGAGCAGGUCAUAUCAGAGUCAGAUUUUUUGGGGGGGGGGGGGGGGGGGGGGGGGGGGGGGGGGGGGUCAAUAAAAAACAUUUCUCAAGAGCAAUUUUUAAAGGGAACUCAAAUAAUGCAGCUAUAAUUUUACUUGUAAGGAUAAGUAUGCACAGUGGAAAGCCUUACUGCUAUUACAUAGCAACCCUGCCCAAUCGUGGUAAAAAUCACGUUCCGGGGGGUAAAUAUCAUGUUAUUAAGGUCAAUUAAACAGGUUUAAAUGCAUCUAAGGUCAGAAAACAUUGUAUUUUUCUCAGAAUAUACAUUUAAUAUUAGAAUCAUUUUUCAAUGAUUUAGAAAUGAUUAGUUCGAAGCAGUCCUGCGCUUAAGGUCUGAUUGGUCAGCUGGCCAGCUCUUGUGAUUGGUCUUUCCAUAUACAAUGCAUGUAGGGAACGAAACGCCCAUUACCAUUUAAUAUUUUUUGCUCAGGAGGGUUACUUGUAAACAAAGAUGCUAUAAGUUUACAAACAUGGCAUCGAUAUUACCCUAUCAAUUGGAGCCCGAGACCGAAGAUGAUGAUAAUGCAGUCACUCAACCAGAAACUCCAUUCGCAAGCAUGACUUGAUCAGGACGUUUCUCAGUGGUAAGUUUAAACUUUGUAUGUGCCACUUUACAUAUGAUGUGACAGCAGUUUUAUUGCAUUCAUUUUAUUUAUUCGAGGUGCAAGUAGACAUGAUGUAGGUGAUGUGAACACACUAACUAGCGGAAUUGUUUGUAGACAGGUCAAAGUGUUUAAAUUUUGCGGGCAGGCAGGGCUUAUGCAAAUGUGUUACUUUGUGACGUACAUAUAUAACAGGCAGAAGAUUAAAAAAUAUGAUGACUCAGUGCAGUUCAGAGUUGACUCAUUUAAGGGACAAUAUCUUUAUUUAUCAUGCACUUUUUUGAUGAACAACUGUGCAGACCAUUUACAUUGAAGGAUAGCUACGUUUGUAAACUGCAAAAAAUAAAUUUCUUGAAAACCCAUAUGACCUGCUCUUUAAUAUCUUGAGGUGAAAACCAAUAGCUUUAUUUCAUUUCAUUUCAUGUUUGUUUUUUGAGAGUGUUGUUUCCAAAAUUGCUGGUAAAAACAGGUUUAAAUGGUUUUGGGUGAAGAUUUAACUGUGAAUCCAGAGAUAACUUGAAUAUGAAAUCAUUGUGCAUAGCACUGUUUAUCACUGUUAAUAACUCACUGUUCCCCUAGGUGGCAUGUUUUCAGUUCUGUGCAUCAGAUCUCAGUUUGUACUGUUUAUACACUAAUACCUGAAUUGCUGUAUGAUUAGACUACAUAGGUUUAAGCACCAUGCGUUAAUAAAAAUAUAUAAUACAGUAUGUUAA